AUGGAGAACACUCGGUACUGCCUCCUUGCUUGGAUAAUUGCCGUUGCAACCUUAUUUACCCUUGCGGCAACUCUCGGUGGUGGGGCUUAUCUAUGUGGGACUUAUUGCUACACCAAACCCAACAGUGGGCAGUGCAUUUUUGGCGGGUUUUUGAUGCUGGGAGCCAUCGUACUUGUGGCCAGCGGCAUGUACUUGGAUCAGCGGUUGUGUUUUUGCUAUUCCGGAUUGGAGGAUGACGUGGAGAAAGAUGUUGAUGACAUUGAAUUUUAUCGCGCAAGAAGACCCGCUGUUUUUCCUAUACCGGAAAGUCAUUAA
Molecule: messenger RNA, 315 nt
Organism: Dibothriocephalus latus
Lineage: Eukaryota; Metazoa; Platyhelminthes; Cestoda; Diphyllobothriidea; Diphyllobothriidae
Source: the annotation of a GenBank genome assembly